GAAGCAUAUACUUCCGGGUUGUUGCACUGUCGUGCAUUAUAUCUUUCAGAUUAGACGCACAAGAAUAUGAGAAUUCAAGGCUUGAUUAGAUGGAGUCGGAUCUCAUCUCCGUGCUGUGGUAUAUUAUUUUGAUUUACGUCAUCGUUCAGCUGGUGCGGUUCACCAGGGCUGAUGCAGACCUCAUGCUUUGGGCAGAGUCUUUCGGAAGCAAGCCCGUAGACAAGCUGUGUGGCAAAGUCGUGUGGAUUACCGGGGCGUCCAGUGGAAUAGAGGAGGAGCUGGUUUAUCAGCUGGCAAAAACCGGAGCUUCGCUCAUUCUGUCUGCAAGAAGAGAGAACGAGCUUCACAGAGUAAAGCAGAACUGCAUUGAGCAGAGCAGGUUACAAGAAAAGGAUAUUCUUGUUCUUCCGCUUGACUUGACCGCAAGGGGCAGCCAUGAAGCAAUAACAAAAACGGCCAUUGAGCACUUUGGAAAAAUCGAUAUCUUGUUGAAUAACGGUGGCCGUUCCCAGCGAUCCCUGUGCUUGGAAACUGACCUCGAUGUUUACCAGGCUUUAAUGGAACUCAACUACCUGGGGACAGUCUCACUGGUAAAGUGUGUGCUGCCUCAUCUGGUGGAGAGGAAGAGAGGGCAGAUUGUGACCAUCAGCAGCGUGGCCGGGUUGGCUGGAGUCCCUCUUGCUUCGGGGUAUUCCGCUAGUAAACAUGCCCUGCAGGCUGUGAAUUCUGACGCAGAUCAGUCUCACAAGAUGUCUACGUCACGCUGCGUCAGCCUCAUUCUGGUUGGGAUGGCUAACAAUGUGAAGGAGAUGUGGAUAUCGGAACAACCUUUCCUGCUAUUCAGCUACAUGUGGCAGUAUACACCGACUUGGGCCUGGUGGAUCACAGAUCUAUUCGGGAAAAGAAGAGUGAAAAACUUCAAAGCUGGAAUGGUUUGUGUACAACUGAAUUCUAGAUUUUCACCCUGCAAAAAGUUUUAAUACAAGAAUGUGAAAAGCAAGUAUUUGGAGGGGGAGGGAAAGUAUAUUUUGCUCUCCCUUAACUGGAACCCAAUUCUUCAGGGUCUUUUGUCCCUCAUGCUGGAUAUAAUCGGAUCAAGAAUGCAUUUCAUGGAUCCAGUCUGUGGAGAAAAACAUGGUAUAAAAAUGCAUUGUUUGUCUUAACAGCUCUAGUGUCAGCAGAAAUGGCCCUAGUAUUUAGGACUAUUACAUGUACUUUAUUUAUACCAAAGAUUACACCCAUGUUAUGCAACUGUAUUUCUUAAAUUUUGGCUCGGUUUUCUUUUGGCUGAGUUUGCUGUGUCUGAUCACAGUGAUUCAUUCAAGACUUUGACAGAGAUACAUUGUUAAAAACGUUCUGUCUAUUUUUACUUCUGGUGUUACAAAUGAAGACCUUGUGAUUGGGUGUACAAAGUUGUGGAUGUUAUUAACCAUUCGAGAGAAAGUCUGUCUGUCUAUCAUUCACUUUCACUUUCAUUGUGAUUUCAUAUCCUCUUAUCUUGUACCAAUCCUCACAAAGGCUAAAAAGCAGGUCUUUUUAAAGUGCACCCUCGCUAUAAGGCUCUCGGAUAUAACGCUCCUACAGCAUGUCCCCCAAUUCCCUAUACUGGUGAUUCAUGCAAUAUUUCUACAGUAAAUACAGUACCAGUGGUGUUCAAACUGUAAACAACUUCUCAGUCUAACUUCCGUUUCUGUCGCUCCCUUUUGAUACAAUAUCUGAACUGAAGAAAAGCUGUCCUGGCACUUCGUUUAAAAACCGCUAAUUAAAAUGAUCAACGAGUGGGAAUGUUACCUUUUUUAGUUACAUUUCUGCUUCACUAUGUGUGCAUCAUAGAGAGGGAUUUAUUUUAUAUUGUAUUUUAGUCAGAUGUGUGUUAUGUCUCCCAUGAUGCCCUCCACCUCAUUUAUAACACUCCUCGGUUAUAACAUUCAUAUUGUGUGUCCCCCGAGACCCGCGUUAUAGCAAGGGAGCACUAUAUAUAUAUAAAAGAAUAAGGUUCACUACAUUCUGUAUUCAUUAUUUUGGAUUUAUU
This is a messenger RNA of Acipenser ruthenus (sterlet), 2032 nucleotides long. Its product is annotated as dehydrogenase/reductase SDR family member 7-like. The transcript is spliced from 6 exons. Bases 90 to 980 code for a protein of 296 amino acids. The record is from RefSeq and is a predicted model, not a curated record. Lineage: Eukaryota; Metazoa; Chordata; Actinopteri; Acipenseriformes; Acipenseridae.